Oncorhynchus gorbuscha (pink salmon) is the source of this 1064-nucleotide messenger RNA. RefSeq lists its product as uncharacterized. The transcript is spliced from 8 exons. Bases 109 to 906 code for a protein of 265 amino acids. Gene Ontology annotation, molecular function: oxidoreductase activity. The record is from RefSeq and is a predicted model, not a curated record. Lineage: Eukaryota; Metazoa; Chordata; Actinopteri; Salmoniformes; Salmonidae.
GUCAGAAAAUCGCGUAAAUAACUUGGGACGGAGUUGCUUAACACUGCCAGGAGUGAACUUGACCGAUUUUACAGAUUUAAACCUGGUUGUAGUCAUUUAAAAGCCGUUAUGGCUUCAGGGGAAGGAUUUAAGGUAUCAUCUUUGAAAGACAAAGUGACUUUGAUCACAGGUGCCAGCUCGGGCAUCGGGGCAGGGACAAGCAUCAUGUUCGCUAAACUUGGUGCCUUGCUCGCAUUGAACGGGCGCGACGUGGAAAACCUCACCAACAUAGCAAAACAGUGCACGGACCUGGGUGCUGCGGAGCCCUUGCUUGUACCAGGGGACCUGACCAACGAGGACACCGUAAAGAAGACAGUGGAACUGACCAUUGCCCACUUUGGCCGGCUGGAUGUGCUGAUCAAUAGCGCUGGCAUUUUGGCCAUGGGCAGCAUUGAGACAGGUGACCUGGCUCAGUAUGACAAGGUCAUGAACGUCAACGUCAGAUCAGUGUACCAUCUGACUCAGCUGUGUGUGCCCCACCUCAUCAGGACUAAGGGUUCUAUUGUCAAUGUGUCCAGUGUCAACGGGCAACGAUCAUUCCCAGGUGUCCUUGCCUAUUGUAUGUCCAAGUCCGCUAUUGACCAAUUCACGCGAUGCAUAGCACUUGAGCUAGCGCCGAAGCAGGUGCGAGUGAACUCUGUCUGUCCUGGUGUGAUCAUAACAGAUGUCCACAGGAGAGCAGGCCUGGAUGAGGAGCAGUAUGCUCAGUUCCUUGAGAAGUGUAAGCAGACCCAUGCCCUGGGGAGACCAGGUGAGGUGGAGGAGGUGGCCCAUGCCAUAGCCUUCCUGGCGUCAGAUGCUGCCACCUUCAUUACCGGGGUCAACCUACCUGUGGAUGGGGGGCGCCACGCCAUGUGUCCAAGAUAAUAUCCUGUGACAUGAUCAUUGACUGGCAGCCGAUACAAACCUGAACUGUCUCCCUUGGUUUGUGUCAUUUAAAAAAUAUAUAUUUUGAGUCUAGACAGAAUAUAAUGAAAUGUAUGGUAUGCCCUAGUAUGCUAUAAAAGUGAAAUCAUGUCAAGAUC